UCCAUUCCGAACGAAAUUUCAAAUUAAAUCAAACAAACCCACCAACAUACUCGGCACGGCACUCAUCUCUCUCUUUCAAGAAAUCGACCUGAAAUUGUAAAGUUCUUUGUGUGUCUACAGUAUGGAGAGAAAACUUUAUUGUGAGGGAAAUAAUGGCAUUGAACUGUAAUAAUUCCUAAACGUUGUUUAUUCAGUGUAUCUUGCCGGCUGAUUAUUAGAUAACCAAAAUUAGAAAAUGAUACUAUUAUUAGUUUUCACGGCAUUAUUUUUUUCUACGUGUAAUGGAGAUAGUAACGUGCAAUAUGCCGCUGUUAUUUAUCGACACGGAGACCGGACCCCGGUGUCUUUUUAUCCUACAGAUCCCUAUCAAAACGAGUCUUUGUGGCCCGUAAAACUCGGCGAACUGACGAAUAUUGGCAAAAGACAACACUUUGCUUUGGGUCAAUGGCUUCGCAAACGUUAUUCGCAUUUGUUGUCAAGUGAAUUUGAACCUUCAGAAAUAUAUGUCAGAUCCACUGAUGUUGACCGAACCCUCAUGUCAGCACAAUCCAAUUUGGCAGGUAUGUACCCACCAUCAGGGAAUUCUGUAUGGAACCAGAAUUUAAUGUGGCAACCAUUGCCUGUGCACACAGAGCCAGAGAAGGAGGACAAACUAUUGGCAAUGAAGAAGCAUUGUCCCAAGUACAACAUAGCUCUGGACCAGUAUGUGCAUUCCAGAGAAUAUAAAACUAGGCUCAACAAAUAUCAAAACCUUAUGAAUUAUUUAACUGCUUACACUGGAUCGAAAGUGACUGAUUAUAAUGACAUAAAUAAUAUUUACGACCUACUGUAUAUUGAGAGUUUGUACAAUUUCACAUUGCCGAACUGGACGCGAGAGGUAUAUCCUGAUAAGCUAGUGGAACCAUCUGGUUACAGCUUCACCACUGACACCGGUACUCCGACCCUCGCCCGUCUGAAGGUUGGCCCUCUCCUCCAGCACAUUACCACACAAAUGGCCAAUAAGGUGGCUUUCGGCAAGGGCAAGAGAAACAAGACAGAUAUCAAUGUGGCUAUAUUCAGUGGCCACGACAUCACUGUGGCCAAUGUACUGCAUUCCUUGGGUCUCUACAAUGGAAUCUCACCGGUUUAUACAUCCACAGUCUUUUUAGAGCUAUUGUAUGCCAAUGAUACAGCUGCUACACCCCUAAUAAGGAUCUCAUACAGGAAUUCUACAGAUAUUGUGGAGCCCAACAUAUUGACCAUACCAAAGUGUGGUCAGUUAUGCCCUCUGGAACGCUUCAUAGCGUUGUAUGAGAACCUCAUCACAGUUGACUGGAACUAUGAAUGCCAAAAACAGUACCCCGCUCUGCUUACAACGUCCGUGUUCUUCUGUUUCGGAGUGUUUGUCAUGAUCUACGUCGUGUACCAGCUGCAUUUCUACAGGUUUUACCGCCAAUACAGGCCAGAUGUAGAUAUACGAUACACAAGUGUGGACACAGCGACCACAUCAAAAUUAUCGCCUUCAUAAUUAUAUAAAUACCGGAGACUUCGUGUUCUUACUUCAACGAAAAUAGAAUUACUCUUAUUAUCAUUUGUAGUAAUUAAUAUCUACCGUCACUCUUGGCUGCGUUGUAUAUUGUAGUUAAACAACGUAAAAUACGUAAAAGCACAAGUAUUAAUACUUUAAAAAUAAACAUUUAUAAAAAUGUAUUGUGCAUUUUGGAGGUACAUUUAGUGUAAUGAAUAGGUCUGUUUAUCUAGUUCAUAGCUUUAUCUACUACUCGCGUAAUAUUGAUGAGUAGGCACUUGAACUUGAUCUAUUGAUAGGUGUUCAAUUGUUAUGGAUAUUUUAUUUGUAUAUUAUUAAAUGAAUAACCAACGAGGUUGACCUCGUUGCAGCAUUUUUCUGAAUGUUUAUAAAAAAUACAUUUAAGAUUUUCAAUAACUUUUAAGAUAAGGUAAUUACAGGAAAUAUUUAGAUCGAUUAAAUUGGGACCAACAUGGUGGCAUCCGCUAUCAAAGAAAUUAAAUCGUCCAAAUCGGUCCCAAGGAGGUACGUGUCACGUAUUUUAUAUAUUAUGUGAUGUAUAUACGAAUAAAGUCGAAUUUAUCCAUUCAUACCUCAUCUUUUUAGUCCCUUGUAUGUGUACUGAUUUUAAUAACGUUUUUCUCAACUUAGUCUACACUAUUCUAUGAAAAUAGGAAUUAAAAUAAUUGUUGUAUUUAGAUCACUUUGAGACUUUCGAGGCUAGAAAUGUUUAUAGGUACAUUUUUAAAUAAUUAUCUCCAUUUUUUGGUAAAUUGAUUUACACAAAUAAAUGACUACUUUAACAUUGUUUAA
Plodia interpunctella (Indianmeal moth) is the source of this 2320-nucleotide messenger RNA. RefSeq names its product prostatic acid phosphatase-like. NCBI's taxonomy places the organism in Eukaryota, Metazoa, Arthropoda, Insecta, Lepidoptera, Pyralidae. Gene Ontology annotation, biological process: dephosphorylation. The record is from RefSeq and is a predicted model, not a curated record. The coding region runs from base 236 to 1507 and encodes 423 amino acids. The transcript is spliced from 8 exons. Gene Ontology annotation, molecular function: phosphatase activity.